Messenger RNA from Sinocyclocheilus rhinocerous, 683 nucleotides. Its product is annotated as gastrula zinc finger protein XlCGF49.1-like. The transcript has a single exon. The annotation marks the transcript as partial. Lineage: Eukaryota; Metazoa; Chordata; Actinopteri; Cypriniformes; Cyprinidae. Gene Ontology annotation, biological process: regulation of transcription by RNA polymerase II. The record is from RefSeq and is a predicted model, not a curated record. Gene Ontology annotation, molecular function: DNA-binding transcription factor activity, RNA polymerase II-specific; RNA polymerase II cis-regulatory region sequence-specific DNA binding.
UAAUGGAGGAGAAAAAACAUCAUGUCAAAACUAGAGGAAAAACUCACUCACAGACUGAAAGUAUUUCUUUACUGAAAAGAAGAGACAAGAAAAGGUUCACCUGCACUCAGUGUGGAAAGAGUUUCACAUACAAACAGAGUCUCGAGAGACACAUGAGGAUCCACACUGGAGAGAAACCGUUCACUUGUGAUCAGUGUGAGAAGAGUUUCACACAAUCAUCAAACCUUAAGCACCACAUGAUCAUCCACACUGGAGAGAAACUGCACGAAUGUGACCAAUGUGGAAAAACAUUUUCAUGGGCUUCAAACCUGAAUAAUCACCUGAAAGUUCAUACAAAGGAGAAACCACAUUCAUGUUCUUUCUGUGGAAAGAGUUUUUCACUGCUGCAGAGUUUAAAAGUUCAUCAGAAGAUACACACUGGUGUGAGAGAUCAUGUGUGCUUUGAGUGUGAGAAGACUUUUAUUACAGCUGAAGAUUUGAAGCGGCACCAGAGGAUCCACACUGGAGAGAAACCAUUCACUUGUUAUCAGUGCGGGAAGAGUUUCACACAAUCAGCAAACCUUAAGAAACACAUGAACAUCCACACUGGAGAGAAACUGCACGAAUGUGAUCAAUGUGGGAAAAAAUUUUUGUGGGCUUUAAGCCUGAAUAAUCACCUGAAAGUUCAUACAAAGGAGAAACCA